Molecule: messenger RNA, 4868 nt
Organism: Syngnathoides biaculeatus (alligator pipefish)
Lineage: Eukaryota; Metazoa; Chordata; Actinopteri; Syngnathiformes; Syngnathidae
Gene: arhgef49
Exons: 9
Coding region: 829-3924 (1031 amino acids)
Biological process (GO): positive regulation of Rho protein signal transduction
Molecular function (GO): guanyl-nucleotide exchange factor activity
Source: RefSeq, a predicted model, not a curated record
GAUGUUUUUGAAUUGUGACUUGAAAACGAGAACGCCCCCCCCCCCCCGUCGACUUUUAGAUAAUCUGAGAGGUCGAACGCACGCUCGGAUGGAAUGUUUAUUAUUUUUCCGAAGUGUACCCGAACGCAGCACAGUUCCCAAGGAGAAAGCCGCAAAGAAAGAGGUCGUGUGAAAGACAGGCUCCUCCGUGUCUUAAAAAAAGAUCGCUUCGCACUUGCUUUUAUUUAUCAAGGUUAUUUUUUUAAAAAAAUCUGGACUUGUUGUCAGGAGUGGCCGUCCUGUUAAACCUGCUUGGCGGUGAGCCUGCUCCACGCGCUGGACGAAAGAAGGGAACCUGCCGUGCGGGCUGCCUGCCUGGCUGUUGCUGCUGUUGCAGCUGCCAUCCUCCUCACGCGACAGAGAUGACGGAGCCCGACUAGUCCACCACGACAGUUCUUCAAGGAGAUCAUUCUAUGGAAUACCGGCUGAAAAGAUGAGAAAAGAUCGAUGGAUCUUGGCAAUUAAACGGGAUGGAUGGUGCCCAACGAAAUACACAUGCCUGUGAAGCGAUCAUUUCAUUUCAGGCAUCCAGAAAAGGUGCAUUCUGGGAUGCGAGUCACUGAGGCGCCAGACGAGGAGGAGGACAGCAGCGGAACCCUGGAGGCCAGAUGGAAAAAAAAAUCGUCAUGAAGGGGUACUGGUCUAUUUCCUUUGCACGCCUGUCGACUGUAAGUGUGAGGGACCCUCAUCAACGCCUCGCCAGACGUGAGGCCUUCACCAACAUGUGACCACCACCCUUUCACUACUACACCCUCUAGAAGCCCACCAAUCGACCACCACCCCUUGGAGAUGGAGCCUUGUGUCUCCCAACUACCCCCAUCCCCCACCCCCCUUACCGCCUUCCCCCGGCACCAAGUCUCUGCCCACUAUCCCGGACAACAGUGGUUCCCACUGGCAUCUCGGUGUAACAGCAGCACCUUUUUGUCUAACUUGAGACACUGCCCCCGGUCAAUACCGGGAGUGACUCUGGACAUCCCAAUGGGGGGGCGUUUGUACCGUAGUAUGGAGAAUCUGAACUGGAACCCGGUACUCGAUUCAGGUCUGUGCUCAUCCAGUGAGUUUAUUGUGCGCUAUACGGCCACCAGUCACUGGUAUGACGGACCGCCAGAUGGGUCCAACCCGGAAAGCUUGGCAUACUACCCCCGACAUGGUCCCCACAGGAAGGAUGUACCCAUUUUCCCACAGAUGCUUUUUCCUAGUGGGGUUGAUGAAUGGGAUGCACGGAAAGGUCUGAGAGAAAAGCUUCGCCUCCAGAGUGCACGGUCGGCAGCGGAGCCUUUGAAGACCGUUCCCGUGCGAACCACUGACUCCGCUCCUGUUGAACUGAACCCAGAGUGCCGGCCAGCCGGCGGCACGCGUCUCACCUGCCCCCAAGAGAUCAAACAGGAAGUUUUGAGGAGACUUCAACUGCGACGGCAAAACAGCAGCCCGAACCUGACUCUCCUUGGGGCUCCACACAGCCCAAACAUGCUCCCCGUGUCCCGCACAGCAGGUCCCAUUUUGGCCAGACACAACGAACCAUUUCAAAACGGUUCUGUGGGACGUUUGUACAUCCCCACCUUUGAGGAAUUUAAGAGGAUGAGGAUGAAAGAGCAGCACCAGGAGUCCACAGCAGGUUCUGAGGACUCCGGUCCCCCACGGGCAGGGACCCCCUCCUCUGAAACGGGUUCUCCGAUCCGCACGGGUCCCUCUGCGCGGCCCCCUCUGCAAGCGUCUUCAACCCAGGGAGGAACCGGUUAUAAUGGCCGACGUAGGAGGUCCAGUCUGGAACCAAUCGGUUCGAUUCCACUCCGGGCCAGCAGGGACCAUGGAGGUCGCCCCUCCAGUUGCUGCCCCGCACUGCUCCUGGAGGGAACGGACCUGUCCAGCUACGGCGCCAAGAUCUACAAAAUGAAGGACGACCUCAUUGGCUCAGCUCUGGAUCUCAUCAAGAAGAGCUGCAGUGCAGACAUCUCCUCCGAGGCCCCUGUCAGGCUGUCAGCUGAGCGGGACAGAGACGCCCCCGUCACCCCCCCCUGGCCCCCCACCGCCGUCACCAUGGAAACCGCGGCAGGAGCCGAGGCUGGCCAGCAGACGCCCGCCGCAGAAGAAGAGGACGAAGAAGACGGAGAAGGCGAGGGAACGGGAGAAUGCCUGCUGGGGGUCUGCCGGCGUUCCAGCUCCGACGCCGCGUAUGAGCUGUUGCGGGCGGCUGUACCGGAGUGCGCGUGCGAGCGGUCACAGACCUUGAGCAAACGUCGCCCGCAAGCGCAUCACAGUGACCCCAUGCCGGCUGAGGCGUCCGAUCGCAAACAGCUGGAAAUGAAGGCGAAGCUGGAGAACGCGCCGCAGGGACGACGUCAUCGGAGGGAGAGAGACAGUGCCCCGGCGGCACUUCGCGGGCACUCAGAGCCGCCCGGCGAGGAGCGCCCAGCGGGCUCAUCCCACCACGUGGGUUCAGACGACAUGGCGGGCCGCGGCCGACAUCACCGCUGGAGCACAAUCAGCAGCCUGAGCGCCGACAGCGGUGUGGUGGGCCUCAGUGAGGAAGAUGACAACGGCGCCGAGCCUCGGCGGCGGCGGCAUGGCGCCGAAGUGGAGCGGGCCGACAGCGGCAUUGGACCGGGCCUCUCGCGAGCAUGGAAGAGACCGUCGUUAUGCGCCGACUGCGGCCGGCGGGACGACACGUCCGAGGGCAGUGGCGCAUGCGAACGAUGUGCCAGAUCGCGGGCCGAGCGUAAGGAAGCCGUGUUGGAGUUCCUGAAUACGGAGAGCAGUUACGGAGAGGACCUGAGGAUCAUCAAGGAGGAAUUUUACGGGCCUAUGCGCGGUGCUGGGCUGCUGAGCGCCGAGCAGCUGGCCGUGGUGUUUGCCAACGUCCAGGAGCUGGCGGACGUCAACGAGAGAUUCACGGAACAUCUGCAGGACGCCAUUGAACGCGCACUGGACCAGGGAGACGAAGAUCUGCUGACGGUGUCCGUGGGAGAGAUCUUCCUGGAAUUUGUCAACAUGCUGCCGGCCUUCCAGACGUACUGCCUGCAGCAGUCCGCCUCCGUCAACAUGCUCAACGCACUGGAGAAGGAGAAGGAAUUGCUCAGGAUCUUCUUGGACGUCUCACAGAACGACAACACGGCGUUGCGUCGCAUGAACCUUCGCUCCUUCCUUAUGGCGCCGCUCCAGCGCGUCACCAAAUACCCUCUGCUCCUCAGCCGCCUGCUCAAAGUCACUCCGGAGAAGCAGCCUGAAUUCGGGCGGCUCCGCGAGGCCAAGAGCCGCGUGGAGGCCCACCUGGAGCACAUAAACACCAAGACCAAACAGCAGGACGGGAAUGGCGUGGCCUCCUGGUCCCUGCGCUCCUUCCGCCGCGACAGCCGCAAAAACCGCGAGCCGGUGGACGCUGAAAUGCGCGAGGCGUCUAUCAGUACCCUUGGGUGGACUCGGGAGGACACCCGCUUUGUCAUGGAGGGACCCUUGCAGCUUUCCCAGCCUGCUGACGGGCAGUGGGUGAAGAAGGGAAGCAAGGCUCUCAAGUUCCAAAACGUUCAGAGUCUUCUCAUGGUGAGGACGCGGCAGCCCGCUGGGGGAGAGCGGCUGUGCGAAGCAGGAGAAAGCGUGCAAGACGGAGUAUUGGUACUGAUUAAGGACAAAAGCAGCGGGAAGUUCGCCGUGAUGCGCGAGCCCAUCCGCCUGUCCAACUGCGUGGUGUCCAUGGACCCCGAGUGUCAGGAUACCUUCGAGGUUCUGGAUAUCUGGCGGGAGGCGUUUGUGUUCCGAGCGGCAGACAAGUCCCGGACGCACAACUGGUUCCACCACAUGAAACGCUACGCACGCGACUUAGGAGCCUGGCGCAAGAGACGCAACGCUUUGCCCAACAUCAUGAUCAACACCAAUCAGAGUCGAUCCUGAGUGAAGCUGAGACCGAAGGGAAAAAAAAAAAAAAAAAAAAAAAAAAACAACAACGUAACCCCAUACUGCUGCCUCCUCGCCCAAGCCCCCCCAAAAACGCUGCUCUAUCAACAGGAAGUACUUUUUUUUUUUUUGCUUUAUGCUGUGGAUCCACUUGAGUAUUGUAGUCACAUUGACAAGGUAAAAGAAUCUUCUCUGAAACUAUUUAUUUUUUUCCCAGUUCAAAAUUUAAUGAAAAAAAGGUUGAGGAAAGACAUCUAAUAAUGAGAUUCAAUUUGCAGGGGAAAAAAAAGACCGUUGCUUUAUUUUAGGUGAAAAAAAAAAUGAUUUUUUCGUCUUUUUUUUUAAGUCUGCUUUUUUUCUCUAAGUUUUAUUCAAGUCUAUUCUUUUAAAAUGGGUCUUUAAGAUUUAUAUUAGCCUUUUAGAAAAAAAAUCUGACUUUAAUUGAGAAGAUUUUUUUUUUUUUAAUCAAAAGCCUGAAUUUCUUCAGUUUUCAUCCCCCAUAAAGUCAGUAGAUUAUUUUGGGUUGAUUAAUUUGUUUUAGAUGGAUGAAUGUAUUUUUUAUGAAGUCAGAUUUUCUUAAACAUCAGAUUUUGACAUUUAUUUUUGUUUUGAUUUAUUUUUCUAAUAAUCCCAGUUUUAGAUUAUAUAUUUUUUUCUUUGUAGGGAAAAACAUCUUAAUUCCCCAAUUUUUUUUUAAAGAAAUUACAUUUUUCUCAGAAAUUUGCAUUUAAUAGAAGCAUUACGGUCUUUUUUUCAAGUACAAUUUUGCACAAGGUUUCUUUUUUUUAAAAUUACAACUACUCAUAUAAUACAAAAACUUUGGUCAUAGUAUUUUUUUCUAUUCAAUGUGGCUCUCACUGUGUGGUAAGUCACAAUCAAAAUGUGGAGGAUUUAAAAUAAUCAGACAUGGACACCCCCCCCCCCAAAAAAAAAAACAUAAA